This is a messenger RNA of Gossypium arboreum, 570 nucleotides long. RefSeq names its product dirigent protein 22-like. The record is from RefSeq and is a predicted model, not a curated record. Bases 1 to 570 code for a protein of 189 amino acids. Lineage: Eukaryota; Viridiplantae; Streptophyta; Magnoliopsida; Malvales; Malvaceae. The transcript has a single exon.
AUGGCCACUAUCUUUUCGAUUUACCUUCUCUUCACCCUCUAUUACAUUACCUUCUCAACCUUCUACAGCACUGUUAGUGGCAUCUUUUGUGAGGAAAUCAGUGAAGGUAUAGCGAUAAAGCGUGUAGAAAAAAGAUCCCACCUCCACUUUUACUUCCAUGAUGUCAUUAGUGGGAAAAAACCCAGUGCUGUGAAAAUUGCAGGGCCACCAAACAACAGCGCCUAUGGAUUUGGAGCCACCAUGAUGAUGGAUGAUGCAUUGACAGAAGGGCCUGAAAUCAGCUCAAAGCUGGUUGGAAGAGCUCAAGGGAUGUAUGCCCUUGCUGCACAAGAAGAUGUUUCAUUGCUAAUGGUUAUGAAUUUAGCCUUCAUUGAAGGAACUUACAAUGGUAGCAGUAUCAGUGUUGUUGGGAGGAAUCCGGUUUUUGAUGAUGUGAGGGAAAUGCCAAUUGUUGGAGGUAGCGGGGUGUUUAGGUUUGGUAGGGGCUAUGCAUUGGCACAUACAAUUUGGUUUGAUUAUAAUACUGGAGAUGCUACUGUGGAGUACAAUGUCUAUGUAGCACAUUAUUAA